This is a messenger RNA of Magnolia sinica, 1515 nucleotides long. RefSeq lists its product as uncharacterized. The record is from RefSeq and is a predicted model, not a curated record. The coding region runs from base 71 to 1201 and encodes 376 amino acids. Gene Ontology annotation, cellular component: endomembrane system. NCBI's taxonomy places the organism in Eukaryota, Viridiplantae, Streptophyta, Magnoliopsida, Magnoliales, Magnoliaceae. The transcript has 11 exons.
AAUUUCUUCUCCAUCACCCACAUGUUGUUCUUCCAAAACUCCCUUUUAUAAGCUCUCUCUCUCUCUCUCAAUGGAUUCUCAUCUGUUCAUGAAAAUCUUCCAUUUACUGAUCUUCAUCUCCGCUCUCUGCCUACAAGCUAGGGCGGAUUCGAUCAUCUUCCUCGACAGCUCCAGGCAUCCAUACCUCCGAUCUCGUUCAUCAGAUAUCGUCGAUGAGUCUGAUUUGAUAUCACUAUCUGAAGUUGCUGCUGCUGUAUCAGUCUUGCUCGGUUUUGCUCCACCUGCUUCUCUUCCGGCUGAGUCUUCAAGAAAGUUGGAUGAGGUUCUCUUGCCCAAUCCAUUUGAUAGGCCACGUGCUGUUUUCAUGCUGGAAAUUGGAGGAAUCAAAGAUCCAUUGUCGUUGCUUGACCAAUCAAAUUUCCGAGUUGGCAGUGCCUUUAGUGGGAAGGUUCUUAUUGAUUCAAGUAAAGCUGAAAUUGAAAUUUCAGAUGAAGAUGAGCUUUCUAUAAUUUCACUAGACGACCGUGUAGGGGUUGAAAGUGAUGUUGCUUUCUUUGAUACAGAACUCCAUGAUCUUGCAAAUUGGUUAGGCGGAUCGUAUAUUGGUUCCCCGGAAGCAAUGGAUGGGGAGUUGGCUUUCCCUUUGGCCAGUGGGAUGUCUUUGAACCUGAAUUUGUCAAAGAAAGCAGAUUGGGAAUUUGCAACAGAUCUUUUGUCUUUGAUCGAUAGUAUUAAAAGGGUCAUUGAAAUCCAUGAAGAUUUUCCCGGAAGCAUGCAGAACUUGGCGGAGCUAAUGAAAGGCCGUUUCACAGGCAUUCAGGCUUUGCAAGAACAAUAUGGUCCAGGCGACCUAGUGGAGCAGGGAAUGGAGCUCUUCCUGACUGCAUUGACCAAGUCUUUUGAUUCACUACAGGCAGCUCUCGAAGGGAAAAUUGUAGGGGUUAUCUUAUUUAAUGAGAAGUCUUCUUCCGACUUGGAUUCAAUGUUGGAUGUUAAAUUUUCAACUCGAACAUCGCGGCGAUUGGAGGAAGUGGAACCCCUCAAUGCAACUACCAUUGCAGAGGUGAAGUUGGUUAGACUGAGUCUAGCUUGGAUAACUGGAGUUAUUCUUCUUGUGUCAACUCUCAUCGGGAUCUACUAUCUACUCAAUAUGCCCCUCACAAGAGACACCCUUCUGUACUCUAAUGUGAAGCUGGAUUGAGCAUGAAAGGAACGAGUCUUCCAACUGCAACAAGCCCAUAGGUAGCAAAUGCCAUUUCAGGGACAUUUGGUUGGCCAUCAUAAAUUGAAUCGAUGUUAUUCCAUUGUUGUAAAUUUGAUUCCAAAUCAUAUGUUUCUGGAUACGAUACUAUGGCUGAGAUAUGUUGCUAUUGAAUUAGUAGCAUGUGCUAGAUGAAAGUUAAUGCAACUGAAUUGCCAGUGAUUGAAGGGUAAUUUUAACAUUUUAUUAUGGGUUUUAUGUUGGCCGUUUGGAAAUUAUUGGGAUAAUAAUGAGCUGAGGAUCCAGUUAUUGCA